Molecule: messenger RNA, 711 nt
Organism: Entrophospora sp. SA101
Lineage: Eukaryota; Fungi; Glomeromycota; Glomeromycetes; Entrophosporales; Entrophosporaceae
Source: the annotation of a GenBank genome assembly
AUGAGUAAAUAUUCGAGAGUUUCUAAUUCAGAAGAUGUUCAAGAAGUUGAACUUCAAGUACCUUCUUAUGAGGAAGCAACAAGUAUUGUUAAUAAUAACGGUAGUUUAGGAGAAUUUUCUAUAUUAAACAAGAUAAAGAGAAAACCCAACAACAACAACAAUAGUGGUGGUGGUGGUGCACCACAUUCCACUGAUGGUGUAUUUUCAAAUUUAUCAGCUAAGCCUGAAACAGAAGCUGAAAAAGAAGAAGAAAAUCCACCUCCAUAUGAAGCAGCAGCAGCUGAUGCAACACCACCUUAUUGGGAAACAACCAUUAUUGCACCAGGAUUAAUGGGAGAUGAAGUUCUUGUUGAAGGAUUACCAGUAGGAAAUUUUUUUAGUUUUGUUUGGAAUAUGCUUGUAUCAAUGAGUUUUCAAUUUGUUGGAUUUCUGUUAACUUAUCUUUUACAUACAAGUCAUGCAGCAAAGGCUGGUUUAGGUAUUACAUUGGUGCAGUAUGGUUUCUACCUUCGUGGUAAAUCAUUACAAGAUGCUGAAUAUUAUAAUUAUAGUGAUGAUGAUAGUGAUAAAGAUGGUUUAGCAAAAAAUGAAUGGUUAAGUUAUAUUCUAAUGUCUUUAGGAUGGUUUAUUGUAAUCAGAAGUGUUACAAAUUAUGUUAGAGUUAAAAGAGUGGAAACAAUUAUGAGAACCACACCAGAAGAAAAUGUGUAA